AUGCUGCGGUGCAGACGUCGUGAAACCGACGACCAAAAUCAUGUUAAAGUGCUCGGAACGAGCCUGGUCGUCUCCCCAGCCAGUAUUCGUAAACUCCUCUACUUUGAAUGCCGAUUGAAUUUUCAGCUUUGCAGUAAAAAGCUCGGGCCUAGGCAAGUUACAAUCCAACAGACAACAGCGGCAGGCAUCAAAAACGUGGCCACAAUGGGCUUCAGGCAAAUACUCAAGGACCUUGUCUCCAAUGACAGGAAGCAGGACGAACCUUCAAGUCAGCAGCAACAGCAUGAAGAUGCACGCGCAGAAACCCACACACCAUUCCCUGCCUUGGAACCUGAAAACACCCCAGCACUCAGCAUACCAACGAUAGCAAUACCAACGGAAGGCCCCAAGAAAAUAACAGGCAAACGCAAACCGUCAGAUGCAGCUUGGAGACCACGAGCCAGUCUACAGGAGAGCCGGUAUGGUCCACACAAUCCGGCGCCGUCAGAGUAUCUGUAUUUUGGCGAAGGCGGCCGGUCGCCGGGCAGGCGAUCGGGCGCAUCAGCACAGCGGGAGCGGGCGCAAACUACAGCGGGACGGACGGAGCGGACGUCGCAGUACCAUCCUACGUCUGGCAGGGAUGACAGCGGGUUUCUUGUUACGGGCGUGAGGACGCAGCAAGCGGGCUACUCUAAUCUGACGUAUGGCGGGUCGUUGCAGUACGACUAUUCUGGGACACAGGCGCCCUUUUGAUUUCUGACUUCAGGGAUGAGGCGUCGAGGCGUUAUGGUGUACGGAUGAUGGCCACAUGGUAAGUUGUCAGGUCGUCUAGAAAGGAACUUGGGGGACUUCACCGCAUUCGGCAAUGACAUGGGCCAAACGAGCGCAAAUUCCAAAUCAUUCAUCAUAUACGACCCCAUCUAAGAUCUUUUGAUAUU
Messenger RNA from Pseudomassariella vexata, 917 nucleotides. RefSeq lists its product as uncharacterized. The record is from RefSeq and is a predicted model, not a curated record. The coding region runs from base 1 to 732 and encodes 243 amino acids. The transcript is spliced from 2 exons. NCBI's taxonomy places the organism in Eukaryota, Fungi, Ascomycota, Sordariomycetes, Amphisphaeriales, Pseudomassariaceae.